UUUCAAUUUAAGAUGUUGGAAGCAAAGUUCAAUCUUCCACCUCUAAUUUCACCCCUACGUGUAUGGGAACGGAAUCUACGCCGGCGUUCAGUAGAGUGGGAAAACCAAAACAUGACUCGUAUCAGGAGCUAGAUACAUUAUAACGGCGUCGUUUAGAGAAGCACGCCAGUACGCCCCCGUACAUUAACCCGCCACGGAAUCGUCGAAACUUCCAAAAUUCAAGCGGACUUUUCAACACGCAGAAAUACGUGGAAAUUAAAAUUAAUUGAGUUUGACGAACACCUCAGAGAGACAGAGACAUACAACAUAUGAACAUUUCAACACCCACCUUCUUCUCCUUCUUCGAUCUCUUAAUAAGCCGUGCUCUUGCGUUCUUCGAUUUCCCAUUAUCCACAAAACCUAUUCUCUCAAUUCCAUUCACCUGUAAACAUGAGAUUAAUCUACUUCUUCGUUGUUGCAGUGUGUCUCACGGUCUCAUCCACUCCAAUCUCUGCUCACUUCUACCCCAAUAUUUCAUCGAUACCGCCGUCGUUUAACCACCCGCGCGGCGCGUGGGAGGCGUUCCGGAAUUUCUCCGGGUGCCACCCCGGCGAGAAAGUCGACGGCUUGUCGAAGCUCAAGAACUACCUGAAACACUUUGGUUACAUCAACUCCUCGUCCGAAUUCACCGACGACUUCGACGACGCUCUCAGGUUCGCCCUCGAGACCUACCAGAAGAACUUCAACCUCAAUGCCACGGGCGAGCUCGACGAGCGGACCCUCCAACAGAUUGUGCGGCCCAGAUGCGGGGUCCCCGACAUCGUCAAUGGCUCGACGACCAUGAACUCCGGUAAAGAAACGACGUCUCCGUCGAACGCCACGCACUUCCAUACCGUCUCUCACUACAGCUUCUUCCCCGGAACGCCGCGUUGGCCAGAUAGCCGGCGGGACCUGACCUACGCCUUCGAGCCGGAAAACAACCUCACGGACGACGUCAAGAGCGUGUUCACCCGCGCGUUCGAGCGGUGGUCCACCGUGACGACGCUGACCUUCACGCAGACGGCAUCGUUCUACGACGCGGACAUCAAGAUCGGGUUCUUCGUCGGGGACCACGGCGACGGCGAGCCGUUCGACGGCGUGCUGGGGACGCUGGCACACGCGUUCUCGCCGACGAGCGGGCGGCUCCACCUGGAUGGCGCCGAGACCUGGGUGGUCUCCGGUGACGUGACUACAUCCUCGGAGACUUCGGCGGUGGACCUGGAGUCGGUGGCCGUGCACGAGAUUGGGCAUCUUCUAGGGCUCGGACAUUCCUCGGAGGAGGAAGCGAUCAUGUACCCUACGAUCUCGUCGCGGAGCAGGAAGGUCGAGCUGGCCAGCGACGAUGUCACGGGCAUUCAGCAGCUGUACGGUGCAAACCCCAGUUAUAACGGUUCUUCUACUCCGUCCGCUGGCGCUGAGGAGAGGGACAAUAGCAAUGCUGCGCCCAACAUUUCGGGCUCCAUGUGGGCGAUGAGGGCCUUGUUGACCGUCGGAUUUGGGUUGUUGUUGCUUUUUUAGUUUUACUUCAUUUUCGAUUUAUUUAAUUUUUAAAAUUUA
Molecule: messenger RNA, 1575 nt
Organism: Corylus avellana
Lineage: Eukaryota; Viridiplantae; Streptophyta; Magnoliopsida; Fagales; Betulaceae
Gene: MMP
Product: matrix metalloproteinase
Biological process (GO): collagen catabolic process; proteolysis; extracellular matrix organization
Cellular component (GO): extracellular matrix
Molecular function (GO): metalloendopeptidase activity; zinc ion binding
Source: RefSeq, a predicted model, not a curated record